Messenger RNA from Spinacia oleracea (spinach), 1621 nucleotides. Its product is annotated as pectin acetylesterase 8. Gene Ontology annotation, cellular component: plant-type cell wall. Lineage: Eukaryota; Viridiplantae; Streptophyta; Magnoliopsida; Caryophyllales; Amaranthaceae. Gene Ontology annotation, biological process: cell wall organization. Gene Ontology annotation, molecular function: pectin acetylesterase activity. The record is from RefSeq and is a predicted model, not a curated record. Bases 156 to 1328 code for a protein of 390 amino acids. The transcript is spliced from 13 exons.
UUUUUCCUUUUUCCUUUUUUCUUUUUUCUUUUUUCUUUUUUCUUUUUUCUUUUUCAUUUUUCAAUUUUAUUUUAUUCCAAGCAGCUUCCUUUUAUAGUGAGUACUAAAAACUCCAGCAAGCUCAAAUAGCUCCAUUAAGCAAUCCUCAUUUCAGGAUGAUGUGUUAUUCAAUGUGGUUUCAGUUUGUAGUUUGUGUUCUAAUGUUGUUGGGAGUCAAUGGUUUUCAAGUUCCAAUAACCUUUGUUCAAGAUGCUGUUGCUAAAGGAGGUGUCUGCUUGGAUGGGAGUCCACCAGCUUACCAUUUUGACAAGGGAUCUGGUGCUGGUGUUAAUAACUGGUUGAUUCAUAUGGAGGGAGGAGCAUGGUGCAACAAUGCAACAACUUGCUUUGCGCGUACUAAAACCCGUUUGGGCUCAUCUAAGCUAAUGACAACACAAUACACUUUCUCAGGAAUACUCAGCAAUCAGGCUAAGUACAGUCCUGACUUCUACAAUUGGAAUCGAAUUAAAGUUAGAUACUGUGAUGGAUCAUCUUACACUGGAGAUGUUGAAGCUGUUGAUCCAAAAGCUAAAGUAUACUACAGAGGAGCUAGACUUUUGAAGGCAAUUGUGGAUGAUUUGUUAGCUAAAGGAAUGAAGAACGCGAAAAAUGCAAUUUUUGGGGGGUGUUCAGCUGGUGGGCUGGGUGCUAUACUGCAAUGUGAUAACUUCCGAGCUUGGCUACCUUCUGAUGCCAACGUGAAAUGUUUCUCUGAUGCCGGUUUCUUCAUUAACGCCAAAGAUGUUUCUGGAGCAUCACAUACCCAAGAAGUAUUUGCUGAUGUUGUUACUACACAUGGAUCUGCUAAAAACUUGCCUCCAUCCUGCACCUCAAAAUUCGAUCCUAAACUCUGUUUCUUCCCUGAGUAUGCUGCAAGGGGAAUCCAAACACCGUUGUUUCUACUGAAUGCAGCCUAUGACGCAUGGCAGAUAAAGAAUACUUUGGCACCGGGUGUUGCUGAUCGUCAUGGAACAUGGCGCGACUGCAAGGCUGAUAUACUCAAGUGUUCUUCAACUCAGCUCCAAACAAUGCAUGGCUUUAGGCAAGACUUCCUAGCAGCGUUAUCAUCCCUCGGGAACUCGGCCUCUAGAGGGUGGUACAUCAACUCUUGCUACAGCCAUUGUCAAUCAGGAACCCAGGAGACAUGGUUAAGGAAUGAUUCUCCCCUGCUAGACGACACGACUAUUUCAAAGGCAGUGGGAGACUGGUUCUAUGACCGGAAACCAUUUCAGAAGAUCGAUUGUCAAUACCCUUGUGACAAAACUUGUCACAACCGUGUGUUCGAAUAAUAUACCAAGUACAAAUACAAUUUUCUCUUCUUUUGGAUUCAACUCCAUGGAUCAAGAAGCUAUUCAAAACACUGACAUAUUUCAUCAAAAGUCUUGUAUGAAUAAACAUGUCCAUUUUUAUGUAUCAUUGUAUCAAGUCAACCAAAUGUAUUCUGAUCCCAUUAUUUGGGUUUCAGUUAGGUUUAGGCAACUUAAUUAAGUUAAUAAUAAAUGAAUCUGUCUUGUAAUAGUAUAUUUAAGCUAUCAUUCAUAUACUUAUAGUAUACAUUUGGUCCUUUGGAUUACAUGAAAAA